AUGGCGACGCCGCGCGCGCGUCGUCCGCCGCGACCGCGCGCGCGGGCGCCCGCGUCGGCGACGGCGACGGAGGCGACGGCAUCGAUGGGGCUCGAACGCGAUGGGGCGACGCACGCGCGACGGAGCUCGAGCGUGGAUUUUAAAGAGCUCCUGGACACCGCGUCGCACUACGCGACGCACUUUGGACGACACGACGCGUACGCGGGCGGGGAGCAGGGACGGCCGCUCAUGCGGGGGUGGGUGCACUUCGCGUGUCUGGUGUCGGCGCUGACCGGACGGGUUCUGGGAUAUCACGCGCGCGUACCGGAGGAGGCGGUUUUGUUCAUUCAGUGCACGCUGUUGACGUACGCGCUGUCGGUGUGUCUGCACAUGGUGCCGUGGAAGACGCGGUUGGGGUACGACGUGGCGCUGGCGCUGGAUUUUAUUGGGAUAUCGUGGGGGUUCACGUCGCACACGAUUUUGUGGACCAAAGGCAUUCAUAGUUUCUCGCAGUGGGGGGCCGUGAUCACGUUCGGGUUGAUGGUGGCGAUGCAAGUGGCGGCGUUCACGCAGAAGAGUAAGCGGGUUUUGAUGUUCAUGCGUCGGCGACGAAUGACGCUUAUUUUGUUAAACAUUGUAUUCUUAGGCGUCGUCGAGUGGCGAGCGAUUCAAGACUUCAAGACGAUGCUCUUGAUACAGGUGCUCUCCAAGAUCGUGUCGCCUCUGUACUUUGUGAUGUGCGCGAGAUUUGAUGCGAAUCACAAGCCUUUCCUGGCUAUUCCAGGGGUGUGGGGACCGCACGAGAAUUGGCACGUCAUGAUUUUGGUCGUGCACCUGUUGCAGCUCAGAGCGCUCGUGGCACAAAAUCCGUGA
Messenger RNA from Ostreococcus tauri, 852 nucleotides. Its product is annotated as unnamed product. The record is from RefSeq and is a predicted model, not a curated record. NCBI's taxonomy places the organism in Eukaryota, Viridiplantae, Chlorophyta, Mamiellophyceae, Mamiellales, Bathycoccaceae. The transcript has a single exon. Bases 1 to 852 code for a protein of 283 amino acids.